Spodoptera frugiperda (fall armyworm) is the source of this 2316-nucleotide messenger RNA. Its product is annotated as lipase 3-like. The coding region runs from base 489 to 1955 and encodes 488 amino acids. NCBI's taxonomy places the organism in Eukaryota, Metazoa, Arthropoda, Insecta, Lepidoptera, Noctuidae. The record is from RefSeq and is a predicted model, not a curated record. Gene Ontology annotation, biological process: lipid metabolic process. The transcript has a single exon.
UCUAAUGGGCAAGUCAUCGAUGCAGUUUGUUAAGCAAAAUCAAAUAAACAGUGUUUGUCGAGCCGUCGUUGUUACAGUAGUGGUUUAUUAGAACACAAAUUAGAUCACAGUUAAAUAGACGGUUUGGCAGAUUUUGAUCUAAAUGUUGAGAACAAUAUGUGUCUCGUUCAAGUGUUUGAAAGUGAACUUGUGUCUUAAAUCCUUGUAUGUGUACAACAUGCUGAGACCUUCGUACUCUUAAUACAGUUGUGUGUCAGUGUUACAAUUUCUCGGGUAAACCAUCUACGGUUUUAAUUUGAAUGUUUUAAAAACGUAUCAAUGGUACUCAAAACAAUGUAGUCAAUGACUCAUGAAAAGUGUUAUAAAAUAUAGGGACCUUACCAUUGUUCUAUUUUGUAAAUAUAUUGAAGAAGUAUCUAACCAUGAUUGUGAUAGUUACGUAAUACUUAAUCAGUUACGCGAGCGCUAUUCUAAAGGACGUGUGGAUCAUGAAGGUUCCAAUAUUGACUUUCGUUAUAUUACUGUCUUUCAAUCAAAAAGUGACUUGUGCUCCAAUAUUUGACUAUAUUGUGGGCAAAAUAACAGAUAUAGCUGAUACAGUGACAAAUACUUUCAUAACUAUAAGAGCCCAAGUGGAAAAUAUGUUGUUAUCAACGGGUACAAACAAAAGACCUGUGUUACGACUACACUACCCGACUCUAACCCGGAUUGGAGACCCGAACUUUAAGAGCAAUUUCAAUGACUUUGUUGAGAAAGCAGCAGCUGAGAAUGAAACGGAAAUUCCAGAAUACAUCAAUCUCAAGUCGGAGCCGACUGCACUCAUGUCCACUCCACAGUUGGCCACGCUGCACGGAAGGAGAGUAGAAUCUCACGUCAUUCAUACAAAGGACGGUUACCUGCUUACUUUACAUCGAAUAUCACCACGCAAGGACCGAAGUGCGGACAUAUUGACAGUUAACCAGACCGUGAUACUUCAUCAUGGUUUACUUGGCAGUUCCGCAGAUUGGAUUCUGUUGGGACCCGAAAAAUCUCUUCCAUAUAUUUUAACUGACGCUGGCUACGAUGUUUGGAUGGCAAAUGCUAGAGGGAACUACUACUCGCGUGGUCAUGUCAAAAUGGCUGUUGACUCAGAUUCCUUCUGGAGGUUUUCGUUCCAAGAAAUGGGAGAACACGAUUUAUCGGCAGUUAUCGAUUACAUUCGAAAUAUAAAGAAAAGUGACGAUCCGAUUGAUUACAUAGGACAUUCGAUGGGUGCUACAGCAUUAUUAGUACUACUUUCAACGAAUCCUCAAUAUAAUCAGUAUUUAAGAGUGGGCAUCCUGCUCGCACCACUAGCUUUCAUGAGUAAUGUUGAAGGACCAUUUAAAGUUCUGACAGCCAUGGCAUCUAGUCCACCAGAACAACUCCUUAAACUUAUAGGCAACAAGGAAUUUGUGCCUACACGAAAAAUACCAAAAUGGCUUGCGUUAAAAUACUGUAAAGGUCCAUUACUGUUUUGCUGUAACCCUUUAUACUUUAUCAGUGGUGGUAUACCGGAAGAUAACCACGCUUGGAAUCUUAGUUUUCUUGCAAGAUUGCUGUACCACGUACCAGCUGGUGGAUCAACAGACACGAUAAUGCACUACGCCCAGUUGGUGAAAAGUGGAAAAUUUCACAGGUACAAUAAUGUGUAUGAAGAGUUUCCCCUCAACCAGGUGACGUUACCCAUUGCUUUGUUUAGUUCCAGUGAGGAUUGGCUCGCAACUAUUCCUGAUGUACUAAGGUUAUACUUUAGUAUAGUUAAUCCUAUUGACCACUACAUAAUUCGAGGUAGAAAUAUGAGCCAUACUGAGUUCGUUUGGGGAGCUCGUGCUGAUGAAAUUGUUUUUAAGAAAGUAUUAGAGUUUCUAGAUAGCGGCCUGGCCAUUAUUGGAAAUGCCAAAAAUUCUAAUGAAGUUCAUUCCGACCUUGCUUAGAUGAUGUUUUAACUAGUUAAAUGCAUUUUGAUAGAAAAAAACGAAGACGUUUAAAUGGAAUAGCCAUUUUUAUGUACUUUUAUACCGCCAUACUUGAAUUAUUUUAUUAUGAAACAGCUUUUUUCUGUUUUGUUUAUAUACCAUUCCAAUAAAAAAAUGUGAAAUCCCUUGUGUGGUUAUUUAUUUCUGCAAACCAAAGGUCUGGUAACCUUGAGGAACAACAAAACAUGUUUAAGCCUAUGCCUCGAUGGUCGCAAAUGAUUUGCACAAUGCAAAUUGUAUGAAAAUACUGACACCGACGAAUCGACACCGACGCUUGCAUAACAUGUCGAAAAUGUCAAUAUAAAAAUAAACAAUAAAA